CAAACAGGGCUCUCCGAUUCCCAGUCCCAGAUCGGCUCUCCCGUCCCGUCCCAAAGCUUCACCGCUCCAAAACCCAUUGCUGCAAACCGUCGAACACCUCGCCCGCUAAAACUCUAACGCCUCGACCCCGAGUCUGCGCCCCCGUGAAAUGGUCUCCAUUGCAGCCGCGGCGGCGGCCGUGGGUGUGCUGCUGCCGUUCCCGUUCUACUAUGCGCUGUGGAUCCACCCGCAGCGGUGGAUGGACCUGUGCGGCCGCGGCGCCGAUCCUUGCCGCCGCAUGGCGCAGGUCUCUCACGCCAUCAAGGCACUCCAGCUCCUCGCGCUCGCCUCCGUCGCGUCCUUCUCCUGGCCCCCGCCGCUCUACUGCCCCCUCCUCCUCGCCGUCGGCCAAUACCUCAACUUCAAGGUGUACCAGUUGCUUGGUGAAUCUGGCACCUACUACGGCGCCCGAUUUGGAAAGAAGAUCCCUUGGGUGACAGAGUUCCCCUUUGGUUAUAUUAAGGACCCGCAGUAUGUUGGUAGUAUGCUUAGUCUUGUCGCUCUGCUGUGCUGGGUUCCCUUCCCGUAUGUGCUUCUGUGGUGUCUUGGCUACGUUUUCAUGAUUUGGGUGGAAAGCAAGGAAGAUCCUGCCACUCGUGCUAAGCCGCUCUCCUGAUUAUCUAUUUGCUGCAGCAGAUGAUUCUAAGUUUAUCUUCCUUAGUAGUUCCUUGAGAUGUCUCGGUGACAAACACAUAAACUUGCUUUUAUCAAUUUUGGUGGUGAAUGUUUGCUGAAAUGUUAUAUGCAUGGAUUUUUCGCCAUGUAUCAGAAUACUGUGCUGCCCUCCAUUCUUCAGUAAUUCUGUCAUUCAACAAAUAUCU
Molecule: messenger RNA, 860 nt
Organism: Phragmites australis (common reed)
Lineage: Eukaryota; Viridiplantae; Streptophyta; Magnoliopsida; Poales; Poaceae
Product: phosphatidyl-N-methylethanolamine N-methyltransferase
Exons: 2
Coding region: 149-655 (168 amino acids)
Biological process (GO): phosphatidylcholine biosynthetic process
Molecular function (GO): S-adenosylmethionine-dependent methyltransferase activity
Source: RefSeq, a predicted model, not a curated record